Molecule: messenger RNA, 1773 nt
Organism: Filobasidium floriforme
Lineage: Eukaryota; Fungi; Basidiomycota; Tremellomycetes; Filobasidiales; Filobasidiaceae
Exons: 3
Coding region: 1-1773 (590 amino acids)
Source: RefSeq, a predicted model, not a curated record
AUGACUCUCGAUAUCCCCAUGUCCCAUACCAAUGGUACGACUCACAGUAACUCCAAUUCCACGCCCGUUUCCCCUAUGACUACUGCUCAACGUCCCGGCUGGAGACACAUCCCGAAUUCCAACUCCUCGCUCGUCUCAGCUACUGCCGCUGGCGUUAAUCCGUACUUCAUGGACGAGGACACUGCCAAUAUCGGAAUCCUCAACGACGAGAUCGUCACGCUCAUCGUCGAUAUGAUGAUGGAGGACGAUGCUAUGCGACACCACCGAUCUUUCGAAUGCCCCAACUUUCAAAAACACUACCCUCUCUUUCGUCUUCGACCUCAUUCGGAGGGUCUUGCCAAGCUUUGCCUGGUUAGCAAACAUAUGCGACACCGGGUGUUGACCAGACUCUAUCGGACGUUGAGGUUUCACGGAGGAGGAGCUGAGGCUCGGGAUGAGUGGGAGCAGUUCAAUGCCCAUAUGACGAUCAAGGAUACCCCGCAAGUACAACUAUCUCAGCCCAAAAUCUACAUCAAAGAAAUCCUCUGCGCCAGACCCGUCUCCAACAAGGAAUACGCCGAGAACCUCUUCAACCUCAUGCAAUCCUGUCGCAACCUCGAGCGAAUCGAUCCCUCUUGCCUCAGUACUCACCAAUUCUUCAAUCAGAAACGCGUUCCCAAUAUCGUCCCUGCUACAGUGACCGAGCUCAGAUGCGUCGGCAUCCAGACCAAGGCCGAGAUCACGGGAUUGGUGGGGAAGCUCCAGCCGAUGUUUAGCAAUAUUGGAAGGUUGCCGAGGAAUGGUGGGAUCAGAGGUCCUUACUGGAAACGAGACGAUUUUCAGCACGUCACCAAGUUGGAGAUCGUGCCGACGUUCUUGGCUUGGACAAAGAUGCAGUUCGCCAACUCCGCUCGCAACAGGUAUGAGGAGGCCGAGAUACCCUAUAGCGACAUUAAAGAGUGGAAGCCGGAGGAGGAUAAUUGGGGAAACUUGGUCGGACUUGAGACCGUCUCGCUCGACUGCAGAGAGGUCGGGUUGUUGCCGAAAUCGGAACAGUAUCUCAGGGAAUACGCGAACGACAGGUUCCGUCUCGAGACCAACUAUGACCACGGCACGCCAAACCCGUACAAGAUGCAGGGGAAGAUGUGGCAGGAGAAGAGGAACAACAACGUGUUCUUCUGGGCGAUGUUGGGUAAUACCCCUCAGUUGCCGGAAUUGAAGAGCUUGGAGAUUGAUUUGGAAUUCAACCCGUGGGCUCCCGAGCCCGAGAAAGGCGAACUGAUUUACGACGAAUGGUACUGGUUGCACGAAUGGAUCAAGCGGUUGAAUGUCAAAGCCCGUACCCUCGUCGUCCGCCUUCACGUCAAAUCGCCCAUCCAAAUGUUCACCGAGAAACGUCGAUCGGACGGCAAGGUGCCCGAAGACCGUGACGCACCGGUAUUCGAGGCUGGGUGGUUGUUGAACAAAUUGCCGAGCGAGGAGAGGAUGAGGGCCGUCUUUGCGGAAUUCAACCGGUUCAAACCGACGUCGGGACCACUUCCCUGGAAGUACCUCGACGUUCAGCUCGUCGCGGAAAGGUUCCCUCGCUCGGAGAGGCAGAUCGUCCUCCUGAGGGAGUGGAAGAUUAUCAUGAACGAACAUACCAGAAAGCUCGUCGAGAGCGGCAAGUCGAGCAUGGUCGUUCACGACACCAGCUUCCUCGAGUUUGCCGACCAUUUCAACACGCUCACUUGGUCGGAGCGACUCGAGAGACGCCUUCAUGGUAUCCCCACCAACUUGGUCGGGCUGAUCUAG